This is a messenger RNA of Phycodurus eques (leafy seadragon), 3921 nucleotides long. It is a transcript of the gene taf4, whose product is annotated as TAF4A RNA polymerase II, TATA box binding protein (TBP)-associated factor. The coding region runs from base 527 to 2905 and encodes 792 amino acids. Gene Ontology annotation, biological process: transcription initiation at RNA polymerase II promoter; DNA-templated transcription. The record is from RefSeq and is a predicted model, not a curated record. Gene Ontology annotation, molecular function: RNA polymerase II general transcription initiation factor activity; DNA binding; protein heterodimerization activity. The transcript is spliced from 17 exons. NCBI's taxonomy places the organism in Eukaryota, Metazoa, Chordata, Actinopteri, Syngnathiformes, Syngnathidae. Gene Ontology annotation, cellular component: transcription factor TFIID complex.
CCUCGUCUCGAACGUGCUUAAAUCUCGAAAAGGGACUGUUCCUGUUUUUUGUAACUCAUAUUAACAACUCACUGAAAGUCACAGUUGGCAAUUGUCAAACGAGCCGUCUGGAAUGCACUAUUUGACGAAAACACUUGGAGACCGCGGCGGCGUUUACUGCGGGGAACGAACCCUGCGGAAUGACAGUUGAUGCCAUUAAGACCGCCUUUUAGGCCGCGGAACAGCCAAUCGCGGCUCAACGAAAGACGGCGAGGUGUUCUGCGCAUGCGCACGUCACUUGGAAGGAACACGCCGGCAGGGAGAUGAGUAGAUGCGCCAAAGCGUAGUCCCAUUCAUUGUUUCUGCUCCUAACAAGUUGGAAGUGCAUGGGGUGUCUGCAUAACGACGUCCCCAUGGUUAGUCGGCGGACUUUGCCACGGGACACGAGGCUGGCAGAACGCUCAUUAUCAGUGUUUGUGUGACUAAUCAUCCUCACUCGUCAGGAGGAAGUGGGCUCAUACUCCGCGCAGACAUUCAAUGACCAAUUAUGAACUGUCACAAUUCAGGAAGUGCCGUACCUCUUGUGGGAACGACAGUGGCGAGUUGUAACAACUGUCCCGUGACUUGUGUCAGUAACACUGCACCCGUGUUGUCCAAGGGGUUGCCCAAUUUGCCGACCUCGUCAAACACCGUCAUCCAGACGCCUAUCUCCAACUCGCUAGGAGUAAUCGCCUCAGCGCCGACCGUGACCCCGGCAUCAGGAGCCACCGUGACCCUCGUCAGGCCUCCUAUGCAAGCCGUGCCGUUGGGUCCAACUUUGAACGGGAACAAUGAUGUGGUACGGGCGGUGGCGCCCCCGAUCAAGGCAGAGGCCCCCGCCACCAACAUCCAGGCUCCAUCGCAGCUGUCUGUCAGUUGUGACUCUGCCGGUGCUCCUCGUUCUGCUGGUCCAGGUGGGAUGCAAACACUAACGCAACAGAUUUUGUCACCCAGGCUCCCUUUGACAACCACUGGGCAGCCCAGUAUACAUAACAUCCAGCUUCCCCCAGGGAUGGUGCUUGUACGCUGUGAGACUGGACAAUUGUUGAUGAUUCCUCAGCAGGCACUGGCCCAGAUGCAGGCACAGGCACUAGGAGGCAUGGCACCCAGAACUGCUACACCAAACAUGCCUCCAGGCCAGGCUCCUGGAAACAGCAUCAUCAGCAGACAAACAUCUCCCAGCACCAUUAUCCGACAGGGGUGUCCAACUCCAACAUCGUUGCCUUCCACCACCACUCUUCAUAGACCUCCUGGCCUUCAGGGUUCAGUGGCGACGGCAAUGCCAAGAAUGACUCAGAGAAGUCAAACAGCUGGGACCACUGUUACGUCAAUUACAUUGAGUAAAGAGACAAUGGAGAAUGUGAACAAAUGUAGGAACUUCUUGUCUACACUGAUCAAGCUGACUUGCACUGGCAAGCGAUUAACCGAGGCUGCCAGUGUGAAACAGCUGGUUAAAGACCUACUGGAGAAUAAACUGGAAGCUGAGGAAUUCACCAGCAGACUAUAUAAAGAGCUCAACUCAUCGCCCCAACCGUACCUAGUGCCUUUCCUUGAGAAAAAUCUUCCUGCCUUGAGGCAACUUACACCAGACUCUGCAGCCUUCAUCCAGCAGAGUCAGCUCACCCAGCCAGCAUCUGGAUCUGUCUUGUCCACCUCACAAAGCCCCACCACGGUUGUCCUGAGUAGCCCUGCUCCUCGCCUCGCCACUCAAAUUAACAGAACCCAACUUCAGCCAAAUGUUAGCAAGCCUGGACAGACUCCGUCACUUGUCCUCCAGCCUCAGCAGCAGAGAACAAUGCUGAGACCUCAGGUCCCCUUAGCCGUGUCCCCUAUGGUGAAUCUCAGGAAUCAGGCCCCUGGUCGCAUUGUGCUGGGACAGCCACAGGUCCAGCUUAAAGAGUUGCAACCAUUUCCUGUCAAGUCGGAGGUGCCACCUGUUUCCAGGCUAAGCCCGGCCGCAGUCUUGACUCUAGCCCAAAAGAAUAGGCUAAAAGAAGCAGGCGGUACUUUCAAAGAUGAUGACGACAUCAAUGAUGUAGCCUCCAUGGCUGGAGUAAACCUGUCUGAGGAAAGUGCCAACAUCCUCGCAACCAAUUCAGGAAUUGUUGGAGCAGUGACACAUUCCUGUCAGGAUGAGGCUUUUCUUUCCUGCACCAUGUUACAGAGGAGAAUUCAGGAGAUUGGUGCUCCCCUCAAGAUUUCUGUCAGAGGAGUGCAAAGAAUAAUCAGAAGAGUUGUCCAAGGGCCAAGGACCACCUGUGGAGAGCUUCAAAAAGACCUGGAAUUAGCAGGCUGCAGGCAUGGAGUGACAGACCUUGGUCCAGAUGUGAUAAAUUGUGUCUCACAUGCUACCCAGCAUCGACUACGCGAUCUGCUGGAAAGGGUUUCCCUAGUGGCACAGCAGAAAAACGGCAAUUUCAAGGAGGAGGACAACCAUGAACAGAGCAGUGAUCUUCGUUCUCAGCUUAAGUUCUUUGAGCAACUGGAUCAGUUAGAGAAACAGCGGAAGGAGGAACAGGAGAGAGAGAUUCUCUUAAAGGCAGCUAAGUCUCGAGCUCGUCAAGAAGACCCAGAGCAGCUACGUCUGAAACAAAAAGCAAAAGAGAUGCAGCAGCAAGAACUCGCUCAGAUGAGACAGAGGGAGGCCAAUCUGACUGCUCUUGCUGCCAUUGGCCCGAGAAAAAAGAGGAAGGUUCCGGACUCUCCAUCUUCCACCGCUGUAACAGAGGGAUCCGGCGCCAAUGUUUCAGGGGGUGCUGGUUCAUCAGGCUCCAGGCCCACACGGCAGCGCAUCACACGCGUCAAUCUCAGGGAUUUGCUCUUUUGUUUGGAGAACGAGAGAUUUACCAGUAGCUCCAGUUUCCUCUACAAAGGCUUUCUUAAAUAGGCUUGAUGUUAGCUAAGAGAGGGGGAGGAGAGAGUAGUGUGUGGAGAGAGCCCUCCCAGCACACUUAGGGCAUACAAGGCUCCUGAAGCGGAGUAUUUGAAACCGUGGUUUUCCACUUUGGCAGAUAUAGGACCUGGAACAUCAAAGUAUAUACUGUAGCUAUACAUUGAAUCACCUUUCUACCUCCCACCCUCAAGGCUUAGUUACUUCCUGAGCAGCAAUGGACUCUCAGAAUCUUCUCUCUAAAAAUCUGGUUUAUUAAUGAAUUUUCAGAAUUGUAUUGAUAUUCAAAUUAUGCAAGUAUGCGCUCACUAUUUCAUUUUCUUGUUCCUUGUUGGAAUUUGCAUUACACUUUGAAGCACUGAAAAUAACCAUUGUUUAAACAGACGCCACACUCAUAUUAAAUCAUGAUUUUUUUUUUUUUUUUUUUUUGUGUGAAUUCUAAAAUGUACAUUCACACAGUUUGACCUACUGAAUUGCCUUUCCAACUAUAAGCCAUAUAGCAUAUUCUGCUGUAACCCACAGAGCAGUAAAUAUCGAGCUCCUCAUUACUAGACUGGUUUUUAUCUGAUGUAUAUUUAUUUACCAAAGUUGUUUUCGAAUCAGUUUAGUUAUUUAUUUAAUGUUAUGCCUUGUGUCAUGUACUUUGAGUAUAUACAUGUUCAUUAAUUUUUCAUAACUCUUAUGGUGUGUAGAUUUCAGUGUAUGAGGAGUGCUUCGUAUUCUAAAUUUGUUUUUGUCUUGAUUUAAAUAACUCCCAAGACACAGCCUGAAUUAUUUUUUUUUAUAGCUGCCGACAUGUCACUGUUCUCUUUCUCAUAAAUAUUGCAGUUAUUUCUCUAACUGAAUAUAUUUUGUGCUUUCAGCCUUUUAUCUUAGUGUCUUAUUGGGGGAAGAAACGUGUAUAUUUGUAAGUGUUGCAUCUUAACUUACAUAUUUUUAAUAGCUGUGAAAAUUUACCCAUAUUAAAACAUGUUUUAUCAAAUGAACAUUUUGAAUAAAUUAACAUUUUUGCA